CUCUCUUUCUCAUCUGUUCCGGCUAGCUCCACCGAACCAGUGCCCGGGCUCUGCUGGAGCCGGGGUUCCCCCUGUUGCGCAUGCGCCUGGCUAGUGUUUCCCUAAGUAAGAUGGCGGCGGGGAGACUGUUUGCAGAGCCGAAGUGAAGGGAGAAAGAAGGGGGGCGGUGACCGCAGCAGGUAGAAGUGUGGCGAGGGCAAAGGCCGGCAGGGUCGGAGUGGUACUGACUUGAGGCCGGCACAGAGUGGCCCACCGGGGGGUGGUGGUGGUUCCUCAGCCUCUCUCCCACUUGGGAAUGAGGAGUCGGGGUGGCGGGGCGAGAGGGACCAGCCCCCUUCUCUCCUGCCACGGUCGCCGCCGUUGCCUGUGAGGAGAAGAGAGGGUCCCGCACGGCCUUCCCGGCGCCCCGGAUGUGGGGGCGCCUUCCUCCCAGUUCCUUGGAGGGGCCGAGCCCCCCCAGCGCCGGCCGCGACGGAGGCAGCGGCAGAGUCCCGGGGGCUGCAGCGGCUGCAGCGCUGCUCGGUGCGAAGAGCGGCCCGGCGGGCAGAUAUAACACUGUAUGGAGGCAGGGGGAAUCUAAUUUUUCUUCUUGGUCCUGGGGUAGCCCAGAAUGGCUGCAGUGUCAUAUGAUCAGUUGCUAAAACAAGUAGAGGCGUUAAAAAUGGAGAAUUCAAACCUUCGACAAGAACUGGAAGAUAAUUCAAAUCAUCUUACAAAACUGGAAACUGAAGCAUCUAAUAUGAAGGAGGUGCUGAAGCAGUUACAAGGAAGUAUUGAAGAUGAGGCCAUGGCUUCCUCUGGACAGAUCGAUUUGCUAGAGCGUCUUAAAGAACUGAACUUGGACAGCAGUAACUUCCCUGGAGUGAAGCUAAGGCCAAAGAUAUCCAUGCGUUCAUAUGGAAGCAGGGAAGGAUCAGUUUCUGGCCGAUCAGGAGAGUGCAGCCCUGUCCCCAUGGGAUCAUUUCCCAGAAGAGGUUUUAUGAAUGGAAGCAGAGAGAGCACCGGCUAUUUAGAGGAAUUAGAGAAAGAGAGAUCGCUCUUGCUUGCUGAGCUUGAAAAGGAAGAAAAAGAAAAAGACUGGUAUUACGCACAGCUUCAGAAUUUAACUAAGAGAAUAGAUAGUCUUCCUCUAACUGAAAGUUUCUCUUUGCAGACAGACAUGACUAGAAGACAGUUGGAAUAUGAGGCAAGGCAGAUUAGAGCUGCCAUGGAAGAACAGCUUGGCACUUGCCAGGACAUGGAGAAGAGGGCACAGGAAGCCUCAAGAAGUUUAACCUGUGUACAGGUGAGAGUGGCCAGAAUUCAACAAAUUGAGAAGGAUAUUCUACGUAUAAGACAGCUUCUGCAGUCCCAGGUUUCUGAAGGAGAGAGGGUACCUCCAAGCAAGCAUGAUGCCAGUUUGCAUGAAAGUGAGAGGCAAAAUGAAGGGCAAGGAGCAGCAGAAAUCAGCGUGGCAACUGCUGGCAGUAGCCAGGGGUCAGCUGUCCGGAUGGAUCAUGAGGCAUCUAGUGUUAUGAAUUCUAACAGUAGUUAUUCAGUUCCUCGAAGACUGACAAGUCACCUGGGUACCAAGGUUGAAAUGGUGUAUUCAUUGUUGUCAAUGUUGGGUACACAUGACAAAGAUGACAUGUCACGAACUUUGCUAGCCAUGUCUAGCUCCCAAGACAGCUGCAUAGCAAUGCGUCAGUCCGGAUGCCUUCCUCUCCUCAUCCAACUUCUGCAUGGCAACGAUAAAGAUUCUGUGUUGUUGGGAAACUCCAGGGGUAGUAAGGAAGCCCGUGCCAGAGCCAGUGCAGCACUGCAUAAUAUCAUUCACUCCCAGCCUGAUGAUAAACGAGGCAGACGAGAAAUACGUGUUCUCCAUCUUUUAGAACAAAUCCGAGCUUACUGUGAAACAUGUUGGGAAUGGCAAGAAGCACAUGAUCAGGGCAUGGACCAAGACAAAAAUCCAAUGCCGGCUCCAGUGGACCAUCAGAUCUGUCCUGCGGUAUGUGUUCUAAUGAAGCUUUCCUUUGAUGAAGAGCAUCGGCAUGCAAUGAAUGAACUUGGAGGCUUGCAGGCUAUUGCAGAACUCCUGCAGGUAGACUGCGAAAUGUAUGGACUUACUAAUGACCACUAUAGUGUCACAUUAAGAAGAUAUGCUGGAAUGGCUCUGACGAAUUUAACUUUCGGAGAUGUAGCCAAUAAGGCUACCCUUUGUUCUAUGAAGAGCUGUAUGAAGGCUCUUGUAGCCCAGUUAAAAUCUGAAAGUGAAGAUUUGCAACAGGUCAUUGCAAGUGUCUUAAGAAACUUGUCUUGGCGAGCAGAUGUCAACAGUAAGAAGACAUUGCGUGAAGUUGGAAGUGUUAAAGCAUUGAUGGAGUGUGCUUUAGAAGUUAAAAAGGAAUCAACCCUAAAAAGUGUAUUGAGUGCCUUGUGGAAUUUGUCAGCACACUGCACUGAGAAUAAAGCCGAUAUCUGUGCUGUGGAUGGUGCUCUUGCCUUUUUAGUUGGCACACUGACUUACCGGAGCCAAACAAACACUUUAGCAAUCAUUGAAAGUGGAGGAGGAAUACUCCGUAAUGUCUCUAGCUUAAUUGCUACAAAUGAGGACCACAGGCAAAUUCUAAGAGAGAACAGCUGCUUGCAAACCCUUUUACAUCACUUGAAGUCUCACAGUUUGACAAUAGUCAGUAAUGCAUGUGGAACUCUGUGGAAUCUCUCUGCACGGAAUGCAAAGGACCAGGAAGCAUUAUGGGACAUGGGAGCGGUUAGCAUGCUAAAAAAUCUCAUACAUUCAAAGCACAAGAUGAUAGCCAUGGGCAGUGCUGCAGCUCUGAGGAACCUAAUGGCAAACAGACCUGCAAAAUAUAAAGAUGCAAACAUUAUGUCCCCAGGAUCAAGCUUGCCAUCUCUUCAUGUCAGAAAACAAAAGGCACUGGAAGCAGAGUUAGAUGCCCAACAUUUAUCUGAGACUUUUGACAAUAUUGAUAACUUAAGUCCCAAAACAUCUCACCGUAAUAAGCAAAGGCAUAAACAGAAUCUGUACAGUGAAUAUGUUUUGGAUGGUAAUCGGCAUGAAGAUGGAGUUUGUAGGUCAGAAAAUUAUAAUAGUAGUAACGUACUUUCACCUUAUUUAAACACGACAGUACUGCCUGCUUCCUCUUCCUCAAGCAGAGGAAAUACUGAGAGUUCUCGGUCUGAAAAGGACAGAAGUUUGGAUAGAGAGCGGGCAGUAGGAUUGAGCAACUAUCACUCAGCAACAGAAAAUUCUGGGAGCUCUUCUAAACGAAUAGGAAUGCAGAUCUCUACUACUGCAGCCCAGAUUUCGAAAGUGAUGGAAGAAGUGACAAAUAUGCAUGUUCCACAAGAAGAGAGAAGUAAUGGAUCUGUAACUGAAAUGCACUGUUUGUCUGAAGACAGAAAUGGUUUAAGAAGAACAGCCACUGGCCAUUCUCACACAAAUAAUUACAACUUUCCUAAAUCUGAAAACAGGACAUGCUCUGUACCUUAUGCAAAAGUAGAGUAUAAGAGAGCCUCUAAUGAUAGUUUAAACAGUGUCAGCAGCAGUGAUGGGUAUGGUAAAAGAGGACAAAUGAAGCCUAUUGAAUCUUAUUCUGAAGAUGAAGAAAGCAAAUUCUGCAAUUAUGAACAGUAUCCUGCAGAUUUAGCCCAUAAAAUACACAGUGCUAAUCAUAUGGAUGACAAUGAUGGAGAACUCGAUACCCCAAUAAAUUACAGCCUGAAGUACUCUGAUGAACAGUUAAAUUCUGGAAGGCAGAGCCCAUCUCAGAAUGAAAGAUGGGCUAGAUCCAAACAUAUUAUAGAGGACGAAACAAAGCAGAAUGAACAAAGACAAUCCAGAAGUCAAAGUGGUGCAUACCCUGUGUACUCUGAAACUGGAGAUAAUAAACAUAUGAGCUACCAGUCACCUUUUGGACAGCCAGAGUGUGUCUCUCCUUUUAGAUCAAGAGACUCCAGCAAUUCAGAACAAAACAGAACAGGCUGCAAUCAUGGAAUAAAUCCAAAUGUGAACCAGUCUUUACAUCAAGUUGAUGAUUAUGAAGAUGAUAAGCCAACCAACUAUAGCGAGCGUUACUCUGAGGAGGAGCAACAUGAAGAGGAAGACCAUCCAACUAAUUAUAGUAUAAAAUACAAUGAAGAGGAGCAUCAUGUAGAUCAGCCUAUUGAUUACAGUCUUAAAUAUUCAACAGAUGUUCCUCCUUCAGCACAAAAGCCAUCUUUUUCUUUUUCAAAAAGUCCAUCUGUACAGAGUUCUAAAACUGAUCAUAUUUCAUCAAGCAGUGGAAAUACAUCAACCUCGGCUGGCUCAAAGAGACAUAACCAGCUGCUUCCAAAUUCUGCUCAGAGUAGGACAGUUCAUACUCAGAAGUCUGCAUCCUGCAAAGCACCCUCCAUUAACCAGGAAACAAUACAGACCUAUUGUGUGGAAGAUACACCAAUAUGUUUUUCAAGAUGUAGCUCUCUGUCAUCGUUGUCUUCAGCUGAAGAUGAAACUGGACGUGACCAAACAACACGUGUAGUGGAUACUGACAAUUCUCACAAGAUAGGGGGAAUGAAAGAAAAUAGUGGGAAUCUGUCUGCCACAGGUACUGUAAAUGAGACCUCAUCAACCUCUCCACACAUUCGAACAAAAUCAAAUAGGCUUCAGGCUUCUAAUCUAUCUCCUUCUGAUUCAGCAAGACAUAAAACUGUUGAAUUUUCUUCAGGUGCCAAAUCUCCUUCAAAAAGUGGUGCUCAGACUCCCAAGAGCCCACCAGAACAUUAUGUGCAGGAGACUCCACUCAUGUUUAGCAGAUGUACCUCUGUGAGCUCCUUGGAUAGUUUUGAGAGCCGUUCAAUUGCUAGCUCUGUUCAGAGUGAGCCUUGCAGCGGGAUGGUAAGUGGUAUUAUAAGUCCAAGUGACCUUCCAGAUAGUCCUGGGCAAACAAUGCCACCAAGUAGAAGUAAAACUCCACCACCUCCACAGGUGGCACAAGUGAAGAGAGAAGCAGCCAAAGCUAAAGUUCCCAGUACUGAAAAAAGAGAAUCUGGGCCGAGGCAAACAACUGUGAAUGCAGCUGUUCAAAGAGUACAAGUAUUGCAAGACGCAGACACUUUGUUACAUUUUGCUACAGAAAGUACACCAGAUGGCUUUUCUUGUUCAUCAAGUCUAAGUGCCUUGAGUCUUGAUGAACCAUUUAUACAAAAAGAUGUAGAGUUGAGAAUAAUGCCCCCAGUACAUGAAAAUGACAAUGGGAAUGAAGCAGAACUUGAACAACCAAAUGAAACAGCAGAUAAACAAGAAAAUAUUACAGAAAAACCCACAGAAACUGAAAAAAAUAUACUGGAUGAUUCUGAUGAAGAUGAUAUAGAAAUAUUGGAAGAAUGUAUUAUUUCUGCUAUGCCAACAAAAUCUUCACGUAAAGCCAAAAAGCCUUCACAGAUAACUACUUCAAAAACACCUCCACCUGUCGCUAGGAAACCGAGCCAGCUUCCUGUAUAUAAACUUAUCCCGUCCCAAAGCAGGUUGCAUUCUCAGAAGCAUGUUAGCUUCACACCUGGAGAUGAUAUGCCACGUGUGUAUUGUGUUGAAGGAACACCAAUAAAUUUUUCAACUGCAACUUCAUUGAGUGACCUUACAAUAGAAUCACCACCAAACGAACUGGCCAAUACAGAGACUGCUGAUACAGGGGUAGACUCAACCAAGUUUGAAAAGAGAGAUACCAUUCCCACAGAAGGCAGAAAUACUGAUGAUUCUCAGAGAGGAAAAAAUGUAGUGGGGAUUACUGCUGGGUUAGAUGAUGAUAAAGCAGAAGAAGGUGAUGAUAUCCUGGCAGAAUGUAUUAAUUCUGCUAUGCCAAAAGGGAAAAGUCACAAGCCUUUCAGAGUGAAAAAGAUAAUGGAUCAGAUCCAGCAAGCAUCGACAACCUCAUCAGUAGGUAAUAAAAAUCAACUGGAAGUUGAGAAAAAGAAACCAACAUCACCAGUAAAACCCAUGUCUCUUAGUAAUGACUACAGAGCGCGUUUACGAAAAACCUCCGAGCCAAAAAGUAAUUUUAGUAGUGAACGGGCCUAUACCGACAACAAAGAUACAAAGAAGCAAAACCCUAAAAACAACUCAAGAGAUUUUAAUGAUAAACUUCCAAAUAAUGAAGAACGUACAAGAGGAAGCUUUGCAUUUGAUUCUCCCCACCACUACACUCCAAUUGAGGGAACACCAUAUUGUUUUUCACGAAAUGACUCUUUGAGUUCUCUUGAUUUUGAUGAUGAUGUGGAUCUUUCAAGAGAAAAAGCAGAACUGAGAAAGGAUAAGGAAAGUGAAAAUAAAUCCAGCAGCAAUGCAGACCAGGUUUCAAAUCAGCAAUCAACAAGUAGAAUGCAGGCUUGUCAAAAACAUACCCCAGGAGGAAGAAGCCAAUCAAAGUCAUUGGGGCAGAAACAAAUCCCAUUCUCUCAGUCAUCCAAAGAUAUUGCAGACAGGAGUGCUGUUACAGAUGAGAAAACACAAAAUUUUGCAAUAGAAAAUACUCCUGUUUGUUUCUCCCGUAAUUCUUCUCUGAGUUCCCUCAGUGAUAUUGAUCAAGAAAACAAUAACAACAAAGAAAAUGAAUCUAUAGAACAAAUAGAACCAUCUGGUGCACAGAUGGAAUCAAGUAGGCCCCAAGUUUCUGGCUAUGCUCCUAAAUCAUUCCAUGUUGAAGAUACUCCUGUAUGUUUUUCAAGAAACAGUUCCCUUAGUUCUCUUAGUAUUGAUUCAGAAGAUGAUCUUCUGCAAGAAUGUAUUAGUUCUGCCAUGCCUAAAAAGAAAAAGCCUUCAAGAGCAAAAGGGGACAAUGAAAAGAAUAGCUCUAGAAGCAUGGGAGGCAUUUUGGCAGAAGACCUGACACUAGAUUUGAAAGAUAUACAAAGACCUGAUUCAGAGCAUGGUUUUUCACCCGAUUCAGAAAAUUUUGACUGGAAAGCUAUUCAGGAGGGUGCAAAUUCUAUCGUUAGCAGCCUGCAUCAAGCUGCUGCUGCAGCAUCACUGUCUAGGCAAGCUUCAUCAGAUUCAGAUUCAAUCCUUUCGUUAAAAUCUGGCAUUUCCUUGGGAUCACCAUUUCAUCUUACACCAGACCAAGAAGACAAACCUUUUACUAGUAACAAGGGUCCAAGAAUUAUUAAACCGGGAGAAAAGAGUACAUUGGAAACAAAGAAAGUAGAAUCUGAAAAUAAAGGUAUCAAAGGAGGAAAGAAGGUAUAUAGAAGUAUGAUUACAGGUAAAGCUCGUUCUAAUUCAGAACUUACAAGUCACUUGAAACAGCCUUCACAAACAAAUAUGCCCUCCAUUUCCCGAGGCAGGACAAUGAUUCAUAUUCCAGGAGUUCGAAAUAGUUCUUCAAGUACAAGUCCAGUUUCUAAAAAAGGGCCACAGCUAAAGGGAACAGCCUCUAAAAGUCCUAAUGAUACCCAAAAUUCUACUAGUUCUCCCAGAGUAACCAAGUCAUCUGUGAAAUCUGAGCCAAGCCCUAUAUCUAGACAGCCAUCUCAACAGGGUGGAUCAAGUAAAGGACCUUCUAGGUCUGGAUCUAGAGAUUCUACACCUUCAAGACCACAGCAACAACAAUUAAGCAGGCCUUUGCCGUCUCCUGGCCGAAAUUCCAUUUCACCAGGCAGAAAUGGCAUAAGUCCUCCUAAUAAACUCUCCCAACUGCCAAGAACAUCAUCUCCAAGUACAGCUUCCACCAAGUCUUCAGGUUCAGGAAGAAUGGCAUAUACAUCACCAGGGAGACAGAUGAGCCAGCAAACUGUGGCAAAACAAACUGCAUUGCCUAAAAGUACUAGUGGCAUUCCUAGAAGUGAAUCGGCCUCAAAAGGAUUAAAUCAAGUUGCUGGUAUCAAUGGAUCAAACAAAAAGGUGGAUCUAUCUAGAAUGUCAUCAACAAAGUCCAGUGGGAGUGAAUCUGAUAGAUCAGAGAGACCUGUUUUAGUACGCCAGUCAACUUUUAUUAAAGAAACUCCAAGUCCCACUCUACGAAGGAAAUUAGAAGAGUCUGCUUCAUUUGAAUCUUUGUCUCCUUCUAGACCAGAUUCACCCACUCAGUCCCAAACACAGACUCCAGUUUUAAGUCCUUCACUUCCUGAUAUGUCUUUAUCUACUCAUUCGGCUAUCCAAGCUAGUGGUUGGCGAAAGCUGCCUCCUAGCCUGAGCCCUUCUUUAGAAUACAGCGAUGGAAGGCCAACAAAGCGACAUGACAUAACCCGAUCUCACUCCGAAAGUCCUUCCAGACUGCCGAUUAAUAGAUCAGGGACAUGGAAGCGUGAGCACAGUAAACACUCCUCAUCACUUCCUCGUGUCAGCACUUGGCGAAGAACUGGAAGUUCUUCCUCAAUUCUUUCAGCCUCCUCAGAGUCCAGUGAAAAAGCAAAAAGUGAGGAUGAGAAGCAACAUGUAAGUUCUUUUUCUGGACUCAAGCAGUCUAAAGAGACUCAAUCAUCAACAAAAGGUACUUGGAGAAAGAUAAAAGAAAAUGAAAUUCCUCAGAUAAUGACGAGUCCUCCUCAGAAUACCUCAUCAGGUGCUACCAACGGUGCUGAUUCAAAAACUUUAAUUUACCAGAUGGCACCUGCUGUUUCUAAGACAGAGGAUGUGUGGGUAAGGAUAGAAGACUGCCCUAUUAAUAAUCCUAGAUCUGGGAAAUCUCCUACAGGAAAUACUCCACCCAUUAUUGACAGUGUUUCAGAGAAAGGGAAUGUGAAUAGUAAAGAGUCUAAGGAUCCUCAUGGGAAACAAAAUGCAGGGAAUGGAAAUGUCAUUGUUCGUACCAUGGGUUUAGAAAGCCGUCUGAAUUCAUUUAUUCAAGUAGAUAGUCAAGAUAAGAAAGGAACUGAAACAAAACCAGUGAUAAGCAAUUCUACCCCUGCUCCAGAGACUAGUGAAAACACAGUUAAUGAGCGUACACCAUUCAGUUCUAGCAGCUCAAGCAAACAUAGUUCCCCCAGUGGUGCUGUUGCAGCACGAGUGACUCCUUUCAAUUAUAAUCCAAGUCCCAGAAAAAGCAGUGUGGAUAAUAGUUCUGUUCGGCCAUCACAGAUACCAACACCAGUAAAUAACAGUACGAAGAAACGAGAUUCAAAAACUGAGAAUACUGAUUCAAGUGGCAGUCAAAGUCCUAAGCGCCAUUCUGGGUCCUAUCUGGUGACUUCUGUUUAACAAAAAAAUUCUGAUGUAUUAUGCUAUAUGUGGAACCUUUUAAGGAAAAUAUAAUAAAUUGUUUUUCUUGUCUUUUUGUAAAUAGAUUUGAUUAUGUAGAGGGUUCUUGUUCUGGAAGCCAUAUUUGAUAUUCUUUAUUUUCACUGAUAAUGUUUGAGGGAUUCCCAACUAAUAAUUUAGCAAUAAAAUUGCUAAAGUGAUUAUAUUUGUACAGUAUGUUUUACAUAUAUUUAAUUAACAUCCCGUAACUUUAAUUUUUGGUGGGUUGGGGGAAUUUGGGGAAGAUGAACAACAGAGAUUCAAAGAAAUCUAUUGCUGUAUUGCUCAUUUCUAGAUUUGCAAAAUGACUCAACUUGCAUCAGGGAGAAAUUGGUAUUUAUGCAAAAAAAAAAGAAAGAAAAAAGAA
Molecule: messenger RNA, 9578 nt
Organism: Pogona vitticeps (central bearded dragon)
Lineage: Eukaryota; Metazoa; Chordata; Lepidosauria; Squamata; Agamidae
Source: RefSeq, a predicted model, not a curated record